AUGUCGUCCUCCGAUUUACAGCUGCCGCCCGGCUUCAGGUUCCACCCGACGGACGAAGAGCUCGUGAAGCACUACCUCUGCCGCAAAUGCCAGUCGCAGCCGAUUUCGGUCCCGAUAAUCGCCGAAAUCGAUCUCUACAAAUACAACCCCUGGGACCUCCCUGGUUUAGCGUUGUACGGUGAGAAAGAGUGGUAUUUCUUUUCGCCGAGGGACCGGAAGUAUCCGAACGGUUCGAGGCCGAACCGGGCGGCCGGGAGCGGCUAUUGGAAGGCGACCGGAGCGGAUAAGCCUAUCGGGAGCCCGAAACCAGUCGGGAUUAAGAAGGCUUUGGUUUUCUACGCCGGAAAAGCUCCGAGAGGAGAGAAGACCAAUUGGAUUAUGCACGAGUAUCGCCUUGCCGACGUCGACCGCUCGCCUCGAAAGAAGAGCAGCAGCCUAAGGCUGGACGAUUGGGUUCUGUGUCGCAUAUACAACAAAAAGGGCACCGUCGAGAAACAGCAGCAGCAGCAGCAGCAGCAACAGCAACAACAGCCAUCGACGAGUCGUUUGAGCAGCGGCUCGGAAUUCGAGGACAGGAAGCCGGAGAAUCUGGCGUGUCCUCCGCCGCCGGCUGCGGUAGCCCCCACUCGCCCGAACGACUACGUGUACUUCGACACGUCGGACUCUGUGCCGAGGCUGCACACGGACUCGAGCUGCUCGGAGCACGUGGUGUCGCCGGAGUUCACUUGCGAGGUGCAGAGCGAGCCCAAGUGGAAGGAGUGGGAGAAGGCCCUCGAUUUUAACUACAAUUACAUGGACACCAGUGUAGAGAACGGGUUCGGGGCGCAGUUCCAGAACGCUAAUCAGAUGUCGCCGCUGCAGGAUAUCUUCAUGUACCUACAGAAGCCGUAUUGA
This is a messenger RNA of Prunus armeniaca (apricot), 894 nucleotides long. NCBI's taxonomy places the organism in Eukaryota, Viridiplantae, Streptophyta, Magnoliopsida, Rosales, Rosaceae. The record is from the annotation of a GenBank genome assembly.